GAGUGAGGGGCGGGUCUUUGUACAUCAAUCAUCCCGCCUAGCCAAAUGACAUGGCCUUGACCAUAGCAGGCAAUUUCGAUUACACAACGAGAAAUCUAUCUGCGCUAUAAAAUCAGACAGUUCUCGAUGAGAAAUCAUUUCAGCCCUCUAUCCUCUAGUCCUGUCCGCUAUUGUCGUCAGCUGAUUGUCUAUUGCCGCCGAGACAAGUUGUAUAUAACGGCACUGGCUAGGCCCCUCUUUGAUCUGAAACUUGCUACGACACUCGUCACCGACACUUAAGUCGGUAUACUGGAUAUUUCAGAAAUUCUAUAGUAAUCGGAGUCAUUCGUCUCGUGACUUCAACUACCAAACAAUGCUAGACCUAAUCAUCGAGAUAGCGAUUGUCUGCGCUAUUAUGUCAGUGGUAGCCAUACAACUUGCAUAUCCUAGGCUCUGGACUGAUGUGUCAUUCAUCGCUGACAAAGUGAAGACAACCCGUCGUCUGAAACAAUUUGCGUCGCAGAAGAUCCCACGCACGAUAGUCGAUGUGUUUGAAGAUCACGCGCGCAACACACCGGACAAAGUGUUUAUCGUGUAUCAGAACCAAAACUAUACCUACUCAGAUGUCAAUAAGAAGGCAAAUCGUGUGGCUAGGCUUGCGCAAAAGAUGGGCUUCAAGAUCGGCGAUGUUGUAGCAUUGUUACUUAGCAACGAGCCCGCGUUUAUAUGGAAUCUACUCGGCUUCGCAAAACUUGGAGUCAGGUGUGCGCUGUUAAACUACAAUUUGAAAGCUAAAUCAUUGUUGCAUUGUUUCCGAGUCGGUCAAGCACGAGCACUUAUAGUUGGCCAAGGAGAUCAGCUUCAAGAGUUAACUAAGCAGAUUCUACCGGAUCUGAUCCAGAGCGGAACCUCCAUCUGGUUACAAGGAUCUCUCGACUGCACUCUGCCACCAAUGAACGACAGCAUCAUGCAGGUGGAUCCUCUUCUCGAGAACGUCAGUGAUGUCGACCUACCACGUGACGUGCGACAAGGUCUGAAUUUCCGAGACCCGAUAGUGUACAUUUAUACGUCGGGUACAACAGGAUUACCGAAAGCAACCAAGUUGUCGCAUUACAAACUCUUGGCGGGUGGCAACCUUUUAAAUUUCUUCAACUUUUCUACGAAUGAUGUCAUCUACGUAACCCUACCUCUCUACCACAUUUCUGCUAUUUUCUUUGGCCUUAGUAACACACUAAACAAAGGCGCCACAAUGGUCCUGAGAUCAAAAUUUUCAGCAUCCACGUUCUGGGAUGACUGCAGGAGACAUAAUGUUACAAUAGUCCUUUACGUCGGUGAGCUUUUCCGGUAUCUCCUCGCGAGACCAAAGGAACCCAAUGAUUCGCAAAACAAAGUCCGUUUAGCUCUAGGGAACGGAUUGGGAGCAGAUAUUUGGCAAGAAGCAAAGGAACGAUACGGUAUCGAUCAGAUUGUCGAGACGUACGGAGCUACGGAGAGCAAUUUUGGAAUCAUGAAUAUUGAAAACAAACCAGGAUCCGUUGGCUGUUGGCCGCCAUUAUUGAGGACAUUUUGUCCAAUCGAGCUAAUAAAAUAUGACUAUGAAACUGCGCAGCCAGUGCGAGACGAGAAAGGCCGUUGCAUACGUGUAUCUCCUGGUGAAGUUGGCCUCCUCGUGUGUCCUGUCAACAAAAUGUUUCCAGUUGAGGGGUAUGUUGGAAAUAAAGAACAAACAGAAAAAAAGUUGAUUAGGAACGUUCUGCGCAAGGACGAUAUUUACUUCAAUACCGGAGACCUGUUCAUAAUAAAUAGAGAUCACUUUCUGUACUUUAAAGACAGGCUGGGAGACACGUUUAGAUGGAAAGGGGAGAAUGUUGCGACAACGGAAGUGGCACAAGUUAUAAACGAGUAUGAAGGCGUCUUGGAGGCAAAUGUCUACGGUGUCUGUGUGACAGGUUGUUGUGGCAAAGCUGGGAUGGCUGCUAUCAUUAUGAAAUCCCAAUGCGUAAUUAAUCCUGAAAAGUUAUUUCAUCACGUGACAAAAUCUCUCCCAAAUUACGCAUGCCCGCGCUUCAUCCGUUUGGUUACCAGCAUGGAACACACGUGUACGUUUAAACAAAAGAAAACGCAGUUAGUUCAAGAAGGCUUCGAUCCAGAGCUAGUGUCUGACCCGCUGUAUUUUAUGGACGAUGUGCAACAGAAAUACGUCACACUGGAUCCAGCCCUCUAUCUCAAAAUCACAAACGGGGGACUUAGGCUCUGAGAAGUAUCUUCUCGACAGGAGAAAUAUUUUAAAGAUUCUUUUUUGAACAAAAACUAUGAAAAUAUUGUACAUGUAUAUAUUAUACAAUUUAAGGUAUUUUUAUAUUUUCGUUAUGUUUGAGAAAUAUUGAAUCCGUCCAAUAAUCGUGAAUGUCCAUGGUGGUAUGGUAAUACAGUUUUACCCGUAAUCCUCGAGAAUGUUUCUGAAAAGAGGCAAGCUGUUAACAAAUAUAAGGCUGUCACGACAUUGACUGGACAUAAGACACAGAAAAAAAAAUAUAUAAAAUCAACUUGUUUUAAUUACAUAAAAGUUCGUUUUGUAUAUCCAAUGACGAAGUGUUGUGCUACCUCCCAGAAUCUUUAUCACUGUAAUAAUGCAUUCGAAGUACAGAUCAUCUACUAAGUCUUGCUAACUGCUAGGGCUUUUC
Anneissia japonica is the source of this 2663-nucleotide messenger RNA. RefSeq names its product very long-chain acyl-CoA synthetase-like. The transcript is spliced from 10 exons. The record is from RefSeq and is a predicted model, not a curated record. Bases 353 to 2236 code for a protein of 627 amino acids. Gene Ontology annotation, molecular function: long-chain fatty acid transmembrane transporter activity; long-chain fatty acid-CoA ligase activity. NCBI's taxonomy places the organism in Eukaryota, Metazoa, Echinodermata, Crinoidea, Comatulida, Comatulidae.